Messenger RNA from Sinocyclocheilus anshuiensis, 3544 nucleotides. RefSeq names its product CDP-diacylglycerol synthase (phosphatidate cytidylyltransferase) 1 (gene cds1). Gene Ontology annotation, molecular function: phosphatidate cytidylyltransferase activity. The transcript has 13 exons. The record is from RefSeq and is a predicted model, not a curated record. Lineage: Eukaryota; Metazoa; Chordata; Actinopteri; Cypriniformes; Cyprinidae. Gene Ontology annotation, cellular component: endoplasmic reticulum membrane. Bases 222 to 1583 code for a protein of 453 amino acids.
GAGAGAGAGAGAGAGAGGUCUCUCACUUAACAAACAAAUCAGCAGCAGAUCUGCGGGCAUACACAAACACACGCAGGUUCUGUCCUUCCACCUGCCGCGGGAGACACUUUGAUGGUCGCAGUAGGUUAAAUUAACCGGAUUACCGAGAACCCCGCUCUGCUUUAUUUUAACGUGGACCUCCGACGAUAUCUAUGCAUUAUUUAGACUGAAAUAAGCAAAAAAUGACGGAGCUGAGACGGCGAGGAGGAGGAGGAGACCCUGACAGCACUGAAAACAUAAGUUACAAGGAGGCAGAUGGAGAUGACAAGCUCACUUUUCCCGGUGAGGGGGAAGGAGAAAUAGAGGGCGACUCCAAAGCGGACACACCAGACGUGCCACCUUCCACAGAUAACACUCCACAGUGUCUCAACAAAGCCCUGGAGGGCUUGUCAUCUAGGUGGAAGAACUGGUGGAUAAGAGGCAUAUUGUCAUUGACAAUGAUCAUUGGCUUCUUUCUUAUCAUCUAUUUGGGACCCAUUAUGCUUAUAUUUGUGGUUAUGGGUGUUCAGAUCAAGUGUUUUCAUGAAAUUAUAACCAUUGGCUACAGAGUUUACCGUUCCUAUGAACUACCAUGGUUUAGGACUCUUAGCUGGUACUUCUUGAUUUGUGUGAACUACUUCUUUUAUGGUGAGACCGUGGCUGAUUAUUUCGGCGCACUCGUUCAAAGGGAGGAACCUUUGCAGUUCCUUGUGCGUUAUCAUCGGUUUAUUUCUUUUGCACUGUAUUUAGCAGGUUUCUGCAUGUUUGUACUGAGUUUAGUGAAGAAACAUUACCGCCUGCAGUUUUAUAUGUUUGCUUGGACCCAUGUGACCUUGUUGAUUGUGGUGACUCAGUCACAUCUGGUUAUUCAGAACCUGUUUGAGGGAAUGAUCUGGUUUAUUGUUCCCAUCUCUAUUGUGAUCUGUAAUGACAUCAUGGCCUACCUAUUUGGCUUCUUUUUUGGAAGAACUCCACUGAUUAAGCUCUCCCCAAAGAAGACCUGGGAAGGAUUCAUUGGGGGAUUCUUUGCAACAGUGGUCUUGAGUUUCUUUUAUGCGUACCUGCUAUCCCAGUACCAGUACUUUGUUUGUCCAGUGGAAUACAACAGUGAGACAAACCGCUUUGCAGUGGAGUGUGAGCCCACAAAUCUGUUCAUGAUUCAGGAAUACACACUUCCUGCAGUGGUGCAGAAUGCAGUUAGAUGGAAAACGGUGAACCUUUACCCAUUUCAGAUCCACAGUAUUGCGCUCUCUUCGUUCGCCUCUCUGAUCGGACCAUUUGGUGGAUUCUUUGCCAGUGGCUUCAAACGAGCUUUCAAGAUUAAAGACUUUGCAGACACCAUUCCUGGUCAUGGUGGAAUAAUGGAUCGUUUUGACUGUCAGUAUCUGAUGGCAACGUUCGUUCAUGUUUACAUAGCAAGUUUUAUCAGGGGGCCGAACCCCAGUAAGGUUUUACAGCAGUUGCUUGUCCUGCAACCAGAGCAGCAACUCAGCAUCUUCAAUACGCUGCGCAACCACUUACAAGAACAGGGCAUGCUGCCCCCUGCUGUGGAGGAAGCCCAAUGACAGACGUCUCCAGCUUAUGUCCUGUUGAACUCAGUAAGCAUCCAUCCAUGACUGACUGCAGGAGCACACUCCCAACAGACCACAGGAGCUCCCUUUCAGUGAGAGAGAGUGACGCCGGCUGCAAACCAAACUCUCACUUUUAACCCAUUAGAAACUCACCAAAUGAAGGAGCAAAAUGACCACAAGGGGGCGAGACGGUUCUCUUAGCAUCAAAGGUCUUCCAAUCAAUAACCAUGCAAAAUAAAAGAUUCAAGCACAUGGUAAGUGAAUGUAUAGCACUACAGGAAGUGACAGAGUGACAUCAUUGUACUGGUUUUGUGAUUCUGGCCUGGUUUGCCAAAUCAACAACUCAUGGUUUUUGAGAUGCCAUAAUACUCAUGGUUAACAUUUAAAUGUGAGCUUAAUUUAUAACGGGGGUCCUAAACUCAAAGCAUUACAAAACAGUGAAUCUAAAACAGAAGCAUGUCUGUAAGUCCUACUGUUACUGCUUAAAAUAGCCAUGUUCCCUUUCCCAUUACACACUGUGUUUGUGUGAGCGCUAAAUUAACUCACGUGUGUGUAUAUAUCAUCAUAUGUAUUAUUGCACAUAGAUAUUAUACACUAGAUCAUAUAUAUAGAGAUUAUACAUUUAUGAAUAUAAUAUAUAAGGCUUAACAAAUUCUAUAAAAUAGUAAGUUAUGAAAAUAUGCAAAAAGACCUAGAUUUGUCUUAUUUUCUUAAAUCUAGCAUGAUUAAACCUCUCUAGGGGUGGAGAAUAACUUGAGCAGGUUGUUUUCGGGGGAAAAACAGCCUUUUUGAGAAGGUGAUGAUUUGCGGUGUUCCCCUCCGUGACCAUUGGUUUUAGUUGCACUGUAAGUUAACUACACAAGUCGAAAGAUUCAAUUAACUUUUCAGGUUUUAAUAUCAAAAAACACUGGUGCUUUGAGUAGAUAUCCAAUAUCUGAAAAUAUGUAAACAUGUUAUUAGAUUUGUUUUUUUUAUAUUUUAUUUUUACAGUAUCCCUCCCUGAAAUAUAGUUUUUAGCUGCUCGUUUUUAAAAACCUUGUUUUUUUAUUUUAAUUUGUUGAAAUCUUACUGAAUUCUUUACCAAACAAAUGUGUACCAAAGCACUGUCAAUUUUGCUGUGAAAAAACAAACUAAAUCUCACACCACAAUUAACAUUGUCAAAUGCUACAAUCUUACAGUAGAGAACAAUCCUAUAACAGAUUGAACAAAUUAGAUAUUUAUUUAGGCACUUACAUGAACAAAAGUAACAUUACUACAGGUUAUCAUCACACUUUUUUAGGCUUUUAGUUAAAAGAAGUGGAUUUGUAAUAACCUGUGACCUUCGCCCUAAUUACACAUCGGGACUCAGUCGUGUAGUUUGGGACCAGUUAUCGAUGGGUGUAUUGUAAAACCUAAAAAAAAAAAAAAAGGCAAGUGUGACCCCUUACCUUAUUCAUUCCUGUCUGCAAUAGGUUUACAUGUUCCUUUCCUUCACAUCUGCUGUCCAGUAGAUGCAGUCAUGUGAGAAUGUUGUGAUUGUAGUAAUAUGAAUCCUAUCAGACCAAAAAGAGACUGCACCUCCAGUUGUCUAUAGCUUAUUUUGUGGAUGUCACAGUUGUAUUAGCAAUUUAGUUUUUGAGAGCUGCUGUACAGUUUAAGUUAUGUUACCCAACAUAUAAUAUUGUGCAAGCUUAUACUGUUCAGAAGUUUAGCUGAAAAUGGAUUGCAAAUUACUUGCUCAUAAUGGUUUGUUAUUUGUUGUUUUAAAAAAUGGGAACCUAUAUUUAUGUCUGUUUGAUGAUUUUCAGAUUUUUUUUUUUUUUUUAUUAAAAAUGUUCAGUAGUAAAUAUUUACCAGAAGACAAAGAAAGUAAUAAGUUAUGGGCAAUACUGGGGAAAAAAAGUAAGAAUUAUUAUUAUCAUUAUUGUUAUUAUUGCAAUGCUACACUUGGUGAAUAAACUUCACUUCUGACUUAC